This is a messenger RNA of Chaetomium fimeti, 1240 nucleotides long. RefSeq lists its product as uncharacterized. The transcript is spliced from 2 exons. The record is from RefSeq and is a predicted model, not a curated record. NCBI's taxonomy places the organism in Eukaryota, Fungi, Ascomycota, Sordariomycetes, Sordariales, Chaetomiaceae. Bases 178 to 975 code for a protein of 265 amino acids.
CUUAUGCUCGCCAAAGGGUCGGCGUAAGCGGACGCCUGCCGAUGGAUUCCAGCGACCAGCGGCGGCCAUCUCGACAAAUCUUACUCGGAAUUGCGGGUGCAAACACAGUAAGCGUUGGCUCGGGACUCGAACUAAGGUUGUUGCUCCUUCAUUAUUUUUUCUCUUUCCUGGAUAGACAUGAGCAACCCCACCACGCGGAAAGUCGCCGAGAGGCCAAAGGCAGCCGUCGCCAAUCCUCGAGUUUCAAACCCACCUACCGCAACCACGACUAGCAAUGUCCAAGCCAACACCAACCCUCCCGCCGAGAACGCGGUAUCAAGGUCGAAGCAAGCCCACGCCAGGUUAUUCGGUCAAGCCCUGCGGGGCACCCCCUACGCCCUGAUCGGCGUCUUCGCGCUCCAGCUCAUGGGAUCCAAACGCCUCUGCUCCGACUACCACGUGUUUGUGCCGACCGGCCACACGGCGCGCGUUAUCGACCAGCUGGCGGCUGCCAGUAGCGGCUGCUUCAAAAAGGAUAAGGCGAUGACCCGCAAGGUAUACCUCGAGAGGGACGGCGUCGUCUCCGUGGUGCACAUCUGCGAGCCCCAGGCCGUCCACCAGGCGUUCCCCGACUCCGACGACGGUGUGGUUACGCUCUUCUCGGCGCGCGUGUUGAAGCCGGCGCUACUGCUUAAUAUGGCCAUCUAUGAGUGGAUGGACCACCAUUUGCGCGGCAUUGAGAACUGGAAGAAGAAGGGGGCGAAUGCGGAUAUUAUCUUCCUGGCCGACUAUAUCGCGAGGAAGGAGAGGGAAGAUAUGAAGCACGCCACCCCGGCCUUUCUCGAUGCCUUUUUUGCUGCCAACGAGAAACAAGAGCCGGUUUUCUUCUCCAUCGGGCUGAAGAGGCCGGCUGUGAAGGCAAGCGGCGGCGCUACUAGUAACGGCAAUACGAGCGCGGGGGCGGGUCAGGGUCAAGCUGUUCAGCAGAAAAGGUAGACCAUGAUUCCUGUCAUUGAUGUAAAGACGGGGUACGAUAUAAGUUGACUAGGUAGCCCUCCAUUAUCUGCCACAGUCUCACAGUUGCUGCAUCUAUGUGCUGUGUUCAGGAAGUCACCAGGCACACGAGUUAAUGUUUGAUGACCAGAAAUUCCAGAACCAUUCAACGUCAGCUCCGCGGCCGAAUCUGGCUGCAUUCCUGCCCAACAUCCACACGCCCAGCCCAAAGUAACCACGCUGAUGACUUUUUGGUGCAGGGAAAGGG